AUGAUUUUCACAUAAUUUAAGUAAAUCUACCCCUCUAAUUGUUUAUUCUUGACUUCUCAAAUUGAUAAAUCAUCAAAGUUUUUUCUUUUCUCACAACCUUUGAAAUAUAUUCUAAUUCAUACAAUAUACUAUGAUUUUUACAUAGAUUAAAAAUAAACUCUAGCACUCUGAUUGUUAUUCUUGACUUCUCAAAUCCAUAAUCAUCAAGUUCCUUCUUUGAUCUCAAUCUUGAAGAUGAUCAAUGUGUUUUGAAAUAUUAUGAAAUAUGAAAAUAAGUCUAGAUCUUUCUAAAAAUUUAAACAAUGUCAUCUUACAAUUUUUUUCUAUUCGAACCCGCCUCAUUUUAAAUCUUGACUACACUUGCUCGUAGACAAUCAUCAACCUAUCUAGUCUAUGAUUCUGCAUAUGUCCAUCGAAUUUCUGUAGGUGAAGGGUUUUGCGAAUCUUCCAUUUAUUAUUUCUAACGAAACUCAGUGUAGUUUGAGGAUGACCAACUCAAUAAUCUCUUCAAUGAGGUGAAAUGCCUUAAUUAGGUUAGUGAUGGAUUAUCGAUCCAAACCACUUGUUCGGGAACUUGUCUUAAGGGGCAACUCUACGACGAGACUUACUUUUGUCCAAUCUUUAGAAGCACUUAUAAAACGGAGAUUCUGGGCAUGCUUUAGCAUUGGAGCUACAUCUUUUUGAUUCUGCUACUCCUAUUCUCUAAUUCCACUAACUAUUUUUCUUUAGACUUAUCGAAUUACACUACAAAAUUAAGUUCACACCCCGCCAAACCUACUUGAUUAGGAGAUCAAAGACCAAGAACCACAUAAUAGACUAUGGUGACGGGUAAGGCUAGCACCAUUCCACACAGCACCCUGCAAAAAAUAUCAAUUCAAUGUGUCACAACUCGCAUCCCUUUUUCAUCUUAUAAUUAUGCGAAAAAAGAGUAAAUAUGUAAUGGGAAAGAGAGAUUAUAAAGAAUAUUAGGGUAUAUAUUUGUGGAUGCAUCAAUUGAGUGUAUAAGAUUAAUUUAAUUUCAAAAUUUAUAAUGCUGAUGUUUCUGAAAAGCCGUUGUUGUUUGCAAACUCGAAAAUAUCUAUUUCGUUUGUCUCUAUUCUGAUUGAUUCGCUUCUUCCUUAGUUUUUAAUUCUGUAAAAUGUAAUAAGAAAAUGUGUGAAUAUAAGAAAAAAAUUAUUUAUGAUUUACUUGUACUUUAAAGGGAAAUUAUUUGGUUCAAUUAUAGAAAUUUAUCUAAUAACAUUCAUCUAAACACUAUUAUAAGGGCAAAUUUUAUGAAUUAGAAUGCAUAAUUUAGUUGUAAUUGUAGACUAUACCUUUCUGUUAAAGUCUAGUUUUAAGGUAGAACCGAUUAUAGACAAGUAAAAUCAAAGUUAUAUAUUAAAUUCAUCCGUAUUUUUCCUUGCUAUAAGAACCAAAACUAAUUAGCGGCUGAACCAGUAGAGUUGCAAAUUAGUCACAAUAGCGAUUCGAUCCAUUUGCUUGGAUGACUCUAGGAUGGAUCGAAUGGUUUUUAACGAGUAUGCUCCGUGCCUAUUACCUACUCCAACUGUCCAGGAGAUUGCGGCCCGUCGUGGAAAGGUCAAGAUGUCGGGAUACGACUCGAUUGGCUUGGGAGAUGGGGAUGGGCUACUGAACCCAAUGUUGAAGACAAAGCACCAGACGGUUGUGGGCUUAGUUACAUGCGUCUGGACUGGGUCCAAGUGGAAGAUGAGUGGAGCUCGUUGAACAAAGCGUGGCGCGGGCCGACCAGAACCCACGAGGAGGAGUAGAUGGGCAGAGCCUACCACACGAGCCGGUUGGGCAGCGGGUGGAUAGAACGAUGCUAGUAUAACCCGAAUCGUACAGGUCGUAUCAAACCAGGUCGGAGUAGAACUGAAAUGGUUCGAACUGAAUCAGACAUCAACAUGAAGUAGGGGAAGAGGCGGCCCCCUAGCCCCUAGGAUCGUGGCAUCAAACCGUCCUCCCAAGCGCACAGUGGAGAUUGAGUAGGGAUCGAGGACUCGAUUAGGUUGAAGAGGAAUCUAAUCUGCCAGUUGGAGAAGGAGGACGAAUGGGAGUUCACCAACCCACUAAUGCAUGAGGAGAGGCACAAUUACCACGACAAUGGGCACUAGGACGGUUCUUGGAUAGUUAGGUACGGUGGAUAUAACUCUGCUUAUGAGGGUGAUGAUGAUAUGAUUUUUGGGAUCAAAACUGAGUUCCCAAAUUCAAUGAUCAAGAGCAUGUAGGAUUGUGGUUGUAGACUACAUACAUGUGGUUCAAAACACAUGAUAAUUGCAAGGAAAUCCUUCUACUUAGAGGGAGAUGCUUUGCAGUGGUGUGAAUGGAUGGAGAGAUCCUAUGUCGAGGUCGAGAUGCUGAUCACUUGGCCGAGGUAUAAGGAGGAGAUGAGGUUUCAGUUUGGCCGGUCGGAAAGAUGGAUGACAGAGUACACAGGUAAUCCCGUUUUGGAUAUUUCAUUAUUUGGAUUUCUUGUCGGGUUAUUUCUGUUUUGAUACUUUGAAUGUAUUUUAGACGUUUUUUAUAAUAAUAAAUGAGAAUUUUGUAAUAGUAACAGUCUACUUAUAUAUUCUGUAAUUGUGGAGACUAUUGUUCAUUAAGAAAAUUUCGAACAAUAAUUCAGGAGUCCUUAUCUCUCUGCCUACCCUCGGCCGAAAACCUCACUCUUUCUCUUAUUCUUAAAAUAAUUUCCUAUCUAUUCUUCUAAUAUCUAAUUCUCUAAUUCCUCCAAUUCCCUUAUUGUCCUCAAUUGCGAAAUCCUAGACGUUAACACCUAAAUCAAUAGUUCUUACAAAAACCUUCAAAACCAAAUCUCCCACCCAAACGAACCAGACUCUAAAAAUACCAACAACUUUCUAACUAUACGGUACCACAUAUAUAGUAGCAUUGUAUUCCCAUCUAGCAAUUAAAGGAAAUCUCCCUCCCCUCCCCCCAUUACACUAAAGGCUCGUUUGGAGAAAAUGAUUCGCGUCAUGAAUUCACUAAAUUCAUAGAUUCACUAGAAAUUUAUGUUUUUUUUUUCUACUUUUUGUAUCAUAGAUUUUAUGUUUAGAGAUUUCAAAUAUCUAAAAUCUAGAGAUAUGAAACCUCUUAGAGAGAUUCAUAAUCUAGAUUUUGUGAUUUUUUCUCCUACCUUUUCUCUUUGUAUUUAUUUAUUUAUCCCAACAAAUACCCUAACCAAUAAAUUCUCAAUAUUGCU
Molecule: messenger RNA, 3202 nt
Organism: Linum trigynum
Lineage: Eukaryota; Viridiplantae; Streptophyta; Magnoliopsida; Malpighiales; Linaceae
Source: the annotation of a GenBank genome assembly